ACCUCAAUCAAGACACAUAUUGCAACAUUUAAGAAAUAAUAGUCAUGGCUUUCAAAAAAUGCACUUCCAUAAUUUUAAUGCUUUCUCUUCUUUCUUACUCAACAUUCUCUGAUGCUAGUGGUUGUUCAUCUUCUCCAAACCCAACACCUUGUUCUACUCCUCCACCAUCACCAAGCCCAACACAUCCACCUUCUACUCCUCCACCAUCACCAAGCCCAACACAUCCGCCUUCUGCUACUCCACCUUCAUCCAAAGGGAAAUGCCCCAUUGACACCUUAAAGUUAGGGGUCUGUGCUAAUGUUUUAGGAUUAAUUAAUAUCGGAAGUCCUCUUUCGGGUAGUAAAUGUUGUGCUUUAAUCGAUGGGUUGGUUGACUUGGAAGCUGCGGUUUGUCUUUGUCUCGCACUUAAGGCAAAUGUGCUUGGAAUCAACUUAAACAUACCUCUCGACCUCAACUUGAUCAUUAGUGCUUGUCAAAAAACUCUUCCUCCUAAAUUUAAAUGUGCUUAAGGAUUUAAAAAAAACUAUGUGUCAUUGAUGAAUAAAUAUGUAUGGCUGUAUGCGUAUUAUAGUAGUUACUUCUAGUAUAAUAAUUGUGAACAUCGCAUUCUCUAACACUUUACAUUAUUAUUGGUUGAAAUUCACAUCUACAUCUGCUUUAGAAAUGUGACCAACAUGAAUUAAAUUCAUGUGAAUUUCAACCAAUAAUUUAAAAUGUUUUGCAAAGUGAAUAGAUUGAGUGCGUUGUUGUUAAGAUUAUUAUUAUUGUGUUUUGUCAAACUAAUAAUUGGCAAGUUUGUUUGCCUAAAUUAGUAUCUUCUAAUUUCAAUGAUAUAUUGUGAAAUAUUAUGGUUGUUUGAAAUAU
This is a messenger RNA of Vicia villosa (hairy vetch), 864 nucleotides long. RefSeq names its product pEARLI1-like lipid transfer protein 1. The transcript has a single exon. NCBI's taxonomy places the organism in Eukaryota, Viridiplantae, Streptophyta, Magnoliopsida, Fabales, Fabaceae. Bases 45 to 509 code for a protein of 154 amino acids. The record is from RefSeq and is a predicted model, not a curated record.